Messenger RNA from Chenopodium quinoa (quinoa), 1392 nucleotides. Its product is annotated as myb-related protein 306-like. Bases 202 to 1176 code for a protein of 324 amino acids. The transcript is spliced from 3 exons. The record is from RefSeq and is a predicted model, not a curated record. Lineage: Eukaryota; Viridiplantae; Streptophyta; Magnoliopsida; Caryophyllales; Amaranthaceae. Gene Ontology annotation, biological process: response to auxin.
UCAGCACGGGUAGAUCAAUGGGAAAUUAAAGUUUCCCUAACUUUAUUGCCACUUUAUAGUUGGCAGUUGAUGUCACUUUUUCAUGAACUUCUUAGAAUUAGCUAUCACUACUAUACUUCUCUUGUAUACUAUAAUAAGUUACAUAGAGAAAAUAAACCUAAUUAACACAUCCAACGAGCUGAGAGCUUAGCUAAGCUAGCCAUGGGAAGACCACCUUGCUGUGACAAAGAUGGCAUCAAGAAAGGCCCUUGGACCCCCGAAGAAGAUAUCAUUCUCGUUUCGUACAUUCAAGAACAUGGUCCGGGAAACUGGAGAUCUGUACCUACCAAUACAGGGUUGCAAAGGUGCAGCAAGAGUUGUAGGUUAAGAUGGACGAAUUAUCUUAGGCCAGGAAUUAAACGAGGCAACUUUACUUCUCAUGAAGAAGGAAUGAUUAUCCAUUUACAAGCAUUAUUGGGUAACAAAUGGGCUGCAAUUGCUUCUUAUCUUCCACAAAGAACAGAUAAUGACAUCAAGAACUAUUGGAACACCCACUUGAAGAAGAAACUUAAGAGGUUUCAAUCAUCUUUUCAUCAAGAGCCACAAAAUCCUCUAACCUCAUCUUCUCUACACAAUAACAAAUCCAUCAACGACGACAAUAAUCAUAAUCAUAAUAAUAACUACGAGAAUAAUAGUGCUGAUCGCAACAAUAUGGUAACACCACCACAACCACCAUCCUCAUCAUCAACUUGUUAUGCCUCGAGCACCGAGAACAUCUCAAGGCUUCUCGAAAGUUGGAUGAAGUGUUCACCAACUUCCAAACAUAAGUUGGAAGUUGGUAACAAUCACGACGACAACAACGACGACGAUAACAACAACAAUAAUGAUAAUAAUGAUAUUGCUCAUGAUGGAUGUGUUGGUGACGAAGAAGAUGAUCAAUUCGAGUCAAUGUUGUCGUUUGACAACCUUAAUAGUGAUAAUAAGGUUGGCAUGGUCACUACUACUACUACUGCUUGUGACGACUCUACUGAGGAGGAUUCUAACGAAGGUGUAAAGGUACACGAAAACAUGGAUUACAUUGAUGACGACGAUGGAAAUAAUCCUCCGUUAACAUUUCUAGAGAAAUGGCUUUUGGAUGAAUCUACUACAUCUCGUCAAGUAGCUCAAGAAAUUUUGCGGCUACCAUCUAUUUUCUAAUGAAUUAUGGUGUAUGCAAAAUUAAUUAGCCUAAAGUAGUAAUUAUAUAUAGUUUAAGCUACAUAAAUUAUGAAUUGUAACGCAUGAUUAUUAACAAUAAACAUGUUAAUUAGGAGGAGAUCGAGCAGCUCUUGCAAGUUGUAAAAAAAUGCUGUAAUUUUUCUUUAAAUUAGUUUCUAAUUGAUGAAUUGAAUUAAGCUUAUUAUAUAUUAUGAU